This is a messenger RNA of Hydractinia symbiolongicarpus, 3502 nucleotides long. RefSeq lists its product as uncharacterized. Lineage: Eukaryota; Metazoa; Cnidaria; Hydrozoa; Anthoathecata; Hydractiniidae. The record is from RefSeq and is a predicted model, not a curated record. The transcript has 3 exons. The coding region runs from base 614 to 1228 and encodes 204 amino acids.
AACAAGACCAUGUGCGGACAGUCUUACCAUCAUCAAUAUAAAGAUAGAAAAUAAGGAUAAUACGGUUGUAUUGUUCAUUUGCACAUGCGCAAUUUUUUACCGCUGACAACUUACUGAUCCUAUAUACCAGGUUUCUCUAUAAUUAAAAGGUGUUUUGUAAUUCCCCGAAAGUUGAUCGUUGACGCGCACAGUUUCGUAGAUUUAUUCACGAUCUGAUGGCUAGUCUCAUACAAUAAUAGCUGUCGUCUGUCUCUUCAAAAUGGUUAGGGUUAACCUGUAUGUUCUUAUUAAAGAUUGUAAGUAAAUGCUGGUAAAAACCAGAAAUGAUAAUACAAACAAUAAUACAAAAGUAGCUUUGGGAUUACCCCACUACAUAAGGGAAAAAUCAAGACUUGUUUAUUUGUUAUUCUUUCAGCAAGGCGUUGGCACUUCUUGUGACUUCGCUGCAACGCGUCUGCUUGGAGCAGCCAUAAAACUUUUCUCAUUGUACGGGAUGGCUAAUAAUGGGCCAAGUGAUCCGCACAAUGAAUGUGCACCUCCUACCAAGGAAGAUGUUAUUAAAUAGUUGGUUAAAGAUUUUAAAAAUGAUUUUGAAAAAUUUGAAAGGAAUGCCAUGAUAACGUUGCCACCAAGUGAUGAAAAAGGAGAUAAUGGUCAAGGCUUUUCCCUGUCAGAUGUAUGGAGCUGCAUAAAUGAUACCGGCAAAGAAAGUGUAUCAGAAGUUUUUAGGAGGUUAAUAAAGGAGUAUUUUAAGUCAGACGAAGAUAAAGAUCUUGAAAACAACCCAAAUUUAUUAAACAAUAUAAAUUAUUACUAUAAAAAAUUCACUACAGUUUCAUUCAAUGCGAAUGGUGUUCAAUGUUCGGUACCCUUACCUAUAGUAUGUAUUUUAUACAAUAUUCUACGUAGAUUCUUCUCUACGAUAAGUAGCAAAAGAUGUGCAAAAAUAAUUAUGGCUGAAUGCCUUGGCAACGCUGGUAGGUUUGGUGGUGAAAUGUUAGCAGUUUGGCUCUUGCCGACCGCUGGAUCUGCUGCAUGCGUUGGUUCUGCGGUAUGCGCCCUUAUUGGACUUCUCGCUGCUAGAAACCUUUCUGGUCGUUUUACGCAGUAUAUAUUCGACAUACCAAAAGAUGAAGCAUUGGAAAAUGCAUAUAAUUUUAUUGCAGCUAAACCAACCGCUUCCAACAAUGAGAUAAAAUCAGUCUUUAGAAUGUUAUGCGACAAAUAAUACCCAGAAGAAAAAAAUGGUAAAAAGAUUAAAUUCGUGGAGCUUCUAAAUUAUAUGGCCAUUAUAAAAGCUGCCAGAGAACAAACAACAAAGAACAAAAAAUAGUUUGUCUAAAACCUAUGAUAAAGAGGUGUUUUUAUAUCCAUAAAUGCACUUCAGCACUUUUUUAAACUAAAAUCUAUAAACACUGUGUAAGAUGAACAAGGGAAUGGGAGAUAACAAGGGAACACUUUUUUCUGAAGGAGUUAUAAAAACUAACAUCCAAUAAUUAGACAAGACUCGGUUCAUUUGAGCAGAUACUCGCGUUGCAGGACGGCACGAAAAUCUUCCCGGGGUGCUCAUUCACUUUGUAUUACAAAAUUAAUUUUUAAUUGUAACGUAAGAUAGGCAUUACUUGCCUUUCGUUCUGUCUCGUAUAUUUUUACGUUUCGCCUUUCGUGUAAACAUCUCCCAUAGAAUCAUUAGACUGAAAAAACGAUGUGGGUAAUUUGACAUACGACCUCUUAUUGUAAACAAAAACCAACAAACUUUAUAUCUCUCUUUUUAUGUAAAGAUACUUAAAACUCGAAAAUAACUUGUAAAAUGUCAUCUGGAUGUUUGUUUCUUUCUUCAUUUAAUGUUGUUUGGCCGAUUUAGGUCUCACAUAAAUUGGAAUAAUUUGAAAUGUUAAACUUAAAAUUUGAAGGUACCCAAAUUUUCCUUGUGUGACUUUUAUCUUGGAGGAAAGAAUACGGAAGGAGAAACAACUUCAUUUCUGUACGCUUUAAAUGUAUUGAAUUUUCUAUUGUUUUUAAUUUCAAAAGAAUCAGUGCGUGAGGUGCUUGACCGAGUCUUUUUCGCAAAAAAAUGAUCAAAUUCCAUAUUCUCCUUUAAUAGAGGCUAACUUUUUUCUAUUAAAAUCUGACUGUAACACGCUGCAGGCACGUGAUUAUUGCAUGGAAAGUGUGCCUAAUAUAAGUCGGUAAACAUUGCUGUUAAAAACUUUAACAUUACGUUUGGAAAUAAGCGUUUAACCAUGAUAUUAAGCUAUUUUUGCAGGCUUGAGUAUACCACUUUGAUCAUGAAAAACAAUAUAGAUAGAUAUGCGCCGGACGAGUGCCGACAAAAUGUGUGCUGGAUUAAUGUUUAUUCUAACUAAAGAAAUAACUUCUUAUAACAGAACGUCGUUUUAAAACGAGAUAUAAACUUUUUCUUUUUGUUUACAAAAGUGUCGAGCAUGUGCUUCUUCGCUAAUUAUGUUAACAUAAAAACAAAAGAAAUUUUACCGAUUUCAAUAUGGCUUCUUGUUUUGAUAAUAAUAUCAAAUUCAUCAUCAAAUUAACUUAUUGUUUUUAUAACCAAUCAUAGUUGCGAAUUGUUAUUCACGAAUAAUUUAGUCACACAACCGCCAAAAUUUCAAAUUAAGUUUCUAUACAGACACCUGCUAGAACCUCACGCAGUGUUUCAAUAGAAUUAAAAGAGUUGUUUCUCCUUCCGUAUUCUUUCCUCUAAGCUUUUAUCAAACAUGAAAAUCCUAAAAAAAUUUAUUUUAAAGUCUUGAGCUACCCAUAAACCUGACAUUAAGAGAAAUUCAGAAUUGCUUUUGGUUUUUAGCUAGACACACGCAACACACUUGAUUGUCGCUUAUUAUUAAAGAAGCCCCGAAGGAGGGUAAUUUAUUGAAACACACUUUACGGUCAUGGUAAGAUUUUUUUUGGCCUCACUGUCAGUUACGCCUCGUUUAUUAUUUUAAUGUACUCCGGGUUUUCUGGAUUUGACUUGCUGACUCAGACACUUUUUUGUUUUCGACAUAAAUUUAUAUAGUAAAAAAAGCACACUGGAAAUGAUAGUGACUAUAAAAUUUCGUUUUAUUGCCAACUAAAUAUUUUUUUUCAGGUCAAAAUUCCAAACUUUUCUGGAAGCUGAAAUUAGUUUCAAAAUUAAAAUUACUUUGUUUUCGAAACAAUUUGCCACAGCUGACAACAAUUUUUGUCAAAAUAUUAUUCUAAAAAAAAUUAAUUCUCAUUCAAAUUAAUUCGCCGUUCCCGUAAUUUUCAAAAUUCGCAAUGCAUUAUGGUAGUUGUAUUCAUCGCCGAAAAUUAGAUGUAAACAAUUAUGGUUGAAGUAAUGAAUAUCACAGAAAGUAACGAAGAAAAUCCACUGAAUUCUACAAAUAAUAGUGUUUUUGAAUACUCUACAACUGGCAGUGUCACUGGAACUUCUAGUUCUGUUUCUUCUACCUUAUUAGAUAAGCAGCUAAUACAAUCGACAUUGGUUCGAACAAGAAUGGGGGGG